This is a messenger RNA of Pararge aegeria (speckled wood butterfly), 1437 nucleotides long. Its product is annotated as pancreatic triacylglycerol lipase-like. The transcript has 8 exons. Lineage: Eukaryota; Metazoa; Arthropoda; Insecta; Lepidoptera; Nymphalidae. Gene Ontology annotation, molecular function: lipase activity. Bases 1 to 1437 code for a protein of 478 amino acids. The record is from RefSeq and is a predicted model, not a curated record.
AUGAAUCUAGAAAUUAUAAAAGACCUUAGUCAUCAUCCUUUCGAUAAAAACAGUCAUGGAUUUGGAGUAUUAGUAUUUGAUAAGACGGUGCUGCCACGAAAGUUGGAAGGAUUGGCGACUAAAGCGACGCGGGGAAAAGAAGAAAGAAGAGAAGAAGAAAAAGAUGGCGCGGGAAGCGACAUCGGGCUUUUUGGAUUAUUUGGCGAGAUUUUAAUAGAGGAAUGGGAAAAGGGAAAUAAAGAUAUUAGUAAAAGAAACUCCUACAAUAUGAGAAGGUUCUUGUUUCUUUCUUGCCUCUUGACGUACAUGUCUGCUGAGAACUCGACAAAGAACCACACAUCUAACGCAACGGCGGAAGUCUUUGCGGAGGAAGACACGCAGGCAAACGUCAUAUAUCUGCUCGGCCAAGGUAUCCAGAAGGAGAUCCAAGCUGUCAAGCAACCUAUUGACGAGGCGAUUAUUAACUUUGGGUCUAGUACAUGUGCUCACGUGCAGAAAUUAUUCGGAAUGUCGUAUGACCAAAUGAAGGGAGAGAAAGCCCCCAAUAUGGACAACCUCGCCUUGGUUUAUAAGACUAAGUUUUUCACCACAAUAAUGAACAUCACGACAGCGGCGGAGGGCCUGCGCCGCUUGCGCCAGCUCGACCAGGACAGGCGACUCAUCCUGUUCCUGCACGGCUUCACUGACGACCCCACAAAGGAGGUCUUCGCUAACUUGACCAACUCUUUCUUCGCCACAGAACAAGUGAGUCUGAUUGCGUUGGACGCCAGUCCACACAUCCGCUGGCUGUACUACCGGUCUAGCGCCGUCGUGCACUUCAUAGGACAGAAGUUGGGACAGUUCUUGGCUGAUGUUCUUCAACAGGGACAAGACCCGGCCCACAUCCACAUAAUCGGCCACAGCCUGGGUGCACACAUAGCUGGCAGCACUGGCAAAGCGUUUCUUGCUGCCAGCGGUCGGCUGCUGGGCCGCAUCAGCGCGCUGGACCCCGCUGGACCCUGCUUCAGCCACGUGCACCCCGACAUGCGGCUUAAGCACACGGACGCAGCGUACGUGGACGUCAUACACACGGACGGCGGAGUUUAUGGAUUGAAGGAUGCUAUUGGUCACAAGGACUACUACCCCAACAGUGGGUCGAUGCAACCCAAAUGUGUUCUGCAGUCGUGCUCGCACAGCCGCUCCUGGAUCCUAUUUGGGGAGUCUGUGAUAUUCCCCAAGGCGUUCCCUGCGGUGCAGUGCGACGACUGGGAAGCGUUUAAGAACGGAAUAUGCGGCCCAAAUGUCAGUUACAUGGGCUACGCGUCGGAACCUGACGGGAGAAACGGCCGCUACUUCCUGCAAACCAACGAAGACUAUCCGUACGGAUUAGGCCUUGAUGGCAUUAAGUACAGGAACACAGAUAGCAUGUUUCAGAGUAUAGGAAACUUUUUUGGGUGA